UUGCCUGGGGAAGCAAGUGUGGCCGAGGCCGCGACAGUUGGCCUCUGGCUGGCCCAGCCCAGCCCACGGAUCCGGAGUGGAGAACACGAGCACCGCCGGGCUCGCUUGCGAGCUCCCGAGCGGGGCGCUCCGGCCCCUCAAGGAUGGCCGAGCGAGGGUUACCCCAGCGAGCGAGACCUGCGGAAAAAAUUGGUAAUAAGACCUCUGUAGCCAUAGCUAGUUCUGACGUGAAACCAAAAUCAAUAAGUCGUGCCAAAAAAUGGUCAGAAGAGAUAGAAAAUCUGUACCGAUUUCAACAAGCAGGAUAUCGAGAUGAAAUUGAAUAUAAACAUGUGAAGCAAGUUUCUAUGGUAGAUCGUUGGCCAGAGACAGGAUAUGUGAAGAAACUUCAGAGACGGGACAAUACAUUCUAUUACUACAACAAACAGAGGGAAUGUGAUGACAAAGAAGUCCACAAAGUGAAAAUUUAUGCUUACUAAGCUUUCUUCUUGGUAUUACCCUGUCAUUAUCUUUUUAAAAACCCACUGUUUCAUUCUUCAUCAUGUAAGUGUCAUUUUACAAAAUACUCCAAAAUGCAGACCAUGAAACUUGGUCUCUGGUAAUCAUCCCAUUGUGUUCUAAAAUAUAACUUCAGUAGCAUUCC
Messenger RNA from Hippopotamus amphibius kiboko, 643 nucleotides. It is a transcript of the gene MEIG1, whose product is annotated as meiosis/spermiogenesis associated 1. The transcript has 3 exons. NCBI's taxonomy places the organism in Eukaryota, Metazoa, Chordata, Mammalia, Artiodactyla, Hippopotamidae. The record is from RefSeq and is a predicted model, not a curated record. Gene Ontology annotation, cellular component: nucleus. Bases 144 to 479 code for a protein of 111 amino acids.